Lactuca virosa is the source of this 1392-nucleotide messenger RNA. The record is from the annotation of a GenBank genome assembly. Lineage: Eukaryota; Viridiplantae; Streptophyta; Magnoliopsida; Asterales; Asteraceae.
AUGGAUUGGAUGAAAAACAAUGUUGAACUUGUCGUCCCCGGGACCCGUAUUCGUGGAAUUGUAGUCGGAAACGAGGUUCUAGGAGGUGGCGAUCAUGAACUCUGGGAGAUCCUGCUACCGUCGGUGAAAAAUAUCCACACAGAUCUCGACCUCCUCCACCUAGCCGACGAUGAGGUUUCAAGCCCACAUUCCGCUGGUGGUGAUCCCGAACACAUCGAUAUCAAUUAUGCAAUCUUCAAAAAUAACGCUGGAAUAGAAGACGCGAAAACGAAAUUACAUUAUGAUAACAUGUUCGAAGAACAAAUCGAUGUCACUUACACUGCUUUGGAAAAAGCUGGAUUUGAGAAGAUGGAGGUUAUAGUUUUGGAAACCGGAUGGGAUUCAAAUGGUGAAGCGAAUGAAGCCGGAGCUAUGUUGAGUAAUGUGAGAACAUAUAAUCUCAACUUCCGUAAAAGACUAGUGAAGAAGAAAGGUACACCUUACAGACCAAAUUCAGAAAGAGACUUGCCUUUCUGUCCAUCUGCAAUUUCUGAAAUCCCUAAUCACCUAAUCAAAGCAUGCACAGCCCUAGGCGACUUCGGUGAAGAAUCCUCUCUUCCUACUCUCUGGGACGCCUUGCCUACAAUCGUCGUUGUCGGUGGUCAGAGCUCUGGAAAAUCAUCUGUGUUGGAGAGUGUAGUUGGCAAGGAUUUUUUGCCUCGUGGUUCUGGAAUUGUCACUCGGCAUCCUCUUGUUCUACAACUUCAUAAGAUCGAAGAAGCUGUGAACUUUACCCUCAUUGAUCUUCCUGGCUUGACAAAAAUAGUUGUUGAGGGGCAAUCUAAUAGCAUUGUGCAAGAUAUUGAAAACACGAUGAUGUCGAAUCCGGAAUCGAUAAGAAUGGCGACAGAUAGCAUGAAAUACAUGAAAGUUGAGGACUUGAGGCAUGCUGGAGAACAGUUGAAGUCAACUCGACCAGAUGAGAUGGCAGAGAUAUUGGAAGCUAAUAACCGAAAUAACAAUACGUUACCACCUCCAUGGGCAAUAGCUGUUAUGUUCAUCCUAGGAUUUAACGAGUUUAUGACACUUUUAAGGAAUCCAUUAUGGCUGCUUGUUAUUUUUGUGGGUUAUCUUCUUUUCAAAGCUUUGUGGGUCCAACUAGACAAAUCCGGAAUUCUGUCUUUAUCCAUGAAGUUUCUUCCUACAGUCACAAAUCUGCUUAGAAAACUAGUCGAAGAGGGGCAAAAGCCUGUUGCAACCCAAUCACAAGUAUUAGGAAGUUUUCAAGGGGUAGUUUCGUCAUCUGGCUCAUCUGGUGUAAUCAUGGAAAAUGGAAAUGGAACCGAGAUGGAAAGUCGGGCAAUGCUUCAAGCGUUUACUUGCCAUCCACGCCAGGUGGACAGCCGCCCAUGA